Myxocyprinus asiaticus (Chinese sucker) is the source of this 5842-nucleotide messenger RNA. RefSeq names its product synaptic vesicular amine transporter-like. Gene Ontology annotation, molecular function: xenobiotic transmembrane transporter activity; serotonin:sodium:chloride symporter activity. Gene Ontology annotation, biological process: aminergic neurotransmitter loading into synaptic vesicle; xenobiotic transport; transmembrane transport. The record is from RefSeq and is a predicted model, not a curated record. The transcript is spliced from 15 exons. Gene Ontology annotation, cellular component: synaptic vesicle membrane; terminal bouton. Bases 37 to 1587 code for a protein of 516 amino acids. NCBI's taxonomy places the organism in Eukaryota, Metazoa, Chordata, Actinopteri, Cypriniformes, Catostomidae.
CUUUUUUUUUUUUUUUUUUUUUUUUUUUUUUUUACAAUGGGACUAUUUGACGCCCUAAGAGAUUUUAGUUUAUUGACGUGGCUAAGAGAAGAAAGACAGUCUCGGAGGCUCAUUCUGUUGAUCGUUUUUAUAGCUUUGCUCUUGGACAACAUGCUUUUGACAGUGGUCGUGCCUAUUAUUCCCAGCUACCUGUACUCAGUGGACGACGAGGCAUCCCAGGCAGCCCAGAAUCAUUCCAUCUCCUCUCUUUCCCCAUCCGGCACCUUUCAGAGCAUUGUGUCUUUGUAUGAUAACUCUACAUGUCUGACCGGCCUCAGUCCCCAGAUGAGCAUGGCUGGCUCACUGACCCCGGCCCCUCCUUCUGCAACCCCCCCUCAAAACCAUUCUGAUUGCCCCAAAGCAGACAAGCAGCUUCUAAAUGAGAAUGUGAAAGUGGGUCUGUUGUUUGCCUCAAAAGCAACAGUACAGCUCAUCACUAACCCCUUCAUAGGACCCCUCACCAACAGAAUAGGCUAUCAGAUCCCAAUGUUUGCUGGUUUCUGCAUCAUGUUUGCUUCUACCAUCAUGUUUGCAUUUUCAUCGAGCUAUACGUUGCUGUUUUUGGCCAGAUCUCUACAGGGUGUUGGCUCGUCCUGUUCUUCUGUGGCAGGUAUGGGGAUGCUGGCGAGCGUUUACACAGAUGAUGAAGAAAGAGGAAAUGCUAUAGGAAUUGCCCUGGGAGGACUAGCCAUGGGAGUUUUGGUUGGCCCUCCAUUUGGCAGUGUCAUGUAUGAGUUUGUCGAUAAGACGGCUCCUUUCCUUAUCCUGGCAGUGCUUGCUGUGCUUGAUGGAGCUCUGCAGUUGUUUGUGCUUCAGCCUUCAAAGGUUGAACCAGAAAGCCAGAAAGGGACUGCACUAAUGACUCUCAUGAGAGAUCCAUACAUCCUCAUUGCAGCAGGUUCCAUUUGUUUUGCUAACAUGGCCAUUGCAAUGCUGGAGCCAGCUCUGCCCAUCUGGAUGAUGGAGACAAUGUGCCCCAGGAAAUGGCAGCUAGGGGUUGCAUUCGUGCCAGCCAGUGUCUCGUAUCUUAUAGGGACCAACAUCUUUGCCAUUCUGGCUCACAAAAUGGGGAGAUGGCUGUGCUCACUUAUAGGGAUGCUGCUGGUUGGCUUCAGCAUUCUUUGUGUACCUCUUGCAAAAGAUAUAUACGGACUCAUUGUGCCAAACUUUGGAGUUGGAUUUGCAAUUGGUAUGGUGGACUCUUCGAUGAUGCCGAUUAUGGGCUAUCUAGUAGAUCUGAGACACGUAUCUGUGUAUGGUAGUGUGUAUGCCAUUGCUGACGUUGCCUUCUGCAUGGGCUUUGCUUUAGGACCAUCAGCAGGUGGAGCGAUCGCUCGGAGCCUCGGCUUCCCUUGGCUCAUGACCAUCAUUGGUGUGGUGGACAUCCUGUUUGCUCCUCUCUGUUUCUUCCUGCGAAAUCCUCCCGCCAAUGAGGAAAAGAUGGCCAUUUUGAUGGACUCUAACUGCUCGAUGAGGACACGUUCCUACUCCACUCAGGGCUCCAGCUACCAGAUGGGUGAAGAUCUGGAUCCAGAGAGCCCUGAAUAGGCCUCAUCACUGUCCUCGGCCAUGUAUGUCACCCAGAGUAUCUAUUUUGUUGUAUGAAAGAGCAAAAUGACAGACUUCAAAAAAACCAUAAUGCUGAUUUGUGAGAGUGUCCCAUAUCUGUCCCACGCUGUCCUGUGGUCGUGAUGGUUCAACUGAAGCAAACCAAAGUUGUUCUUGUUGCUGUUUGUUCUCAUUGUUGGAGAGGUGAAAUAUAUAACCAACAGCCUUAUCAAUAUGGAUAACACUUGCAUGUGAUUUAGACGCAGUGUUUGAGAGAGGAUAAAGGGGAAACAUACACAUUUAUCCAGUAUAACAAUGUUCAUAUUUUCUAAUCAAAAGUCACUUCUAGGUGCACAGGUCAGAAAAAGGGCAGUUGAUAAGAUAAACAAUGUAGGAUUCAGAUAUUAAUUGGUUUCAUUCAAUAUGACUUAGUGGACAGAUAUGUAUUGGAUAUUUAAUGUAUGUCUGUGGUGGUAGGAAAAAGUGUGGUCUACAUAUACAUAUCUAUUGGUCCUGUUGAAGUCUUUUCAUAGGCAUAAAUGUCAGUUAAGGUGCAUUUGAGUUAGAUGGAUCACAACUCACCUUGAAAUGGGCCUUAAAAUGUUUUCAUCUAUAUCAUAAUCAGGUGUGAAUUAACAGCGUUAAUUGUUAUAUGAAUUGUUAAAUGAAGGACAUUUAAGACAAAUUACUUACAAGACAUUUACACAAAUUAUUUGAUUGCAUUGAUGCUUUUGUUUCAAUUUUGAGCAGAUAAACUGAGAUGUUGAUUUUGUUAUCUUGCAUUGGUGUGCAGGACCUAAGCUUAACACAUUCAAAAAUAUAGGCUACAUGUUUUUUUUUUUUUUUUGUGAAAAUGCAAAAGGUGUGACGGCAUUAGAUAAUCAAGCAGAGUUUCAUGUAUCAAUAAGUCUUACUGUCUUUGGAAAUCUGUUCUAUAUGUGUGACUUGUGUGGUGUGAACUGAACAUAAUGUACUGUACUAUUAACAAUGAGCCACACCUACAUUUUGAUUAUACAUGGUGACAAACGUUCACUUUUGUUAAAUGAAGUAAAUUAUUACUGUAAAGCAUUCAGAUACCUUAGGCACUUUAGAUUAUAUUUUGCUUUUAAAGUGUAUAUAGUAUAUAUCUAUAUUUUAGUAAGUUAUUUGAAUGUGCUGGAAUGCUAAUAUCUUUAUUUGUAAAGGAUGCCUCAAUAUUGCUCUUUCCCAUUGUCAUUUUCAUGUAUUUUUUUUCUGUAAUUUUGCUUCUAGCAAAUGUGUUAUCAUUGAUUGUUUGGCUGUAAAAUGAAUCAUGGCCUUUAAGGAGUAUUCCAGGUUCAAUACAAGUUAAGCUCAAUCAACAGCAUUUGUGGCAUAAUAUUGAUUACCACAAAAAUUAUUUUGACUCAACCCUCCUUUUCUUUAAAAUAAUUAAAAAAGCAAAAAUCGAGGUUACAGUGAGAGACUUACAAUGCAAGUGAAUUGGGCCAAUGUUUGGACGGUUUAAAGGCAGAAAUGUGAAGCUUAUAAUUUUAUAAACUAUUAGCUUAUAUUAAUUCUUCUGUGAAAAUCUGUGUAUUAUUUGAGCUGUAAAUCGUUAUUUUAGGGUUUACAGUGUAACGUAGUCAUGGCAACGAAGUUGUAUAUAACUUACAACACAGAAAGGGUUAGUAAGUGAUUUUAUUACACUAAGAUCAUGUAACAUACAUAUUGUUUAUGUCUUGUGGCUAUACUUUUGAAACAGUGAGUAUUUUAACAUUUACAGAUUGGCCCCAUUCACUUCCAUUAUAAGUGCUUCUCUGGAACCCAGAUUAUUGCAUUAUUAACCUCCUGAGACCCUAGCAUGACUGUUGUGUGCAUUUACCAUUUCCCUUUUUGAUUUGUAACUAGUAGCACCUAAUAAACUGAUUUUCUAUAAAGCUGAAUAAAUAAUUAUUAUCCAAAGUAAUGUCCAGCAUCAUCCAGUCACUGCCAACCAUGUUAAAAUAAAAUUAUACAUUAUAAAUUCUGAAUCUAUGUACUGAUUACCAUUGUCCCGUGUCUGCCAAACAUGUUUAGUGGUCCAAACAUCAUCUGCAGCCUGAAACUGAACUUUUGACUGGAUUUUAGGACUGAAUGCACUUAGCUGCACAAGUUAUAGGAUUCUCCCUUGCUCCCUAUUUAGUGAAUGACUUAACCUCCAGUGUGUUGUCUGUCUUCACUGGUCUCAGAACAGUUUGAAAUGCAUCUUAUUUUCAUCUUAACUCCAUAUAAAGCUUCUAAAAGCAAUAUUUUUCAGCUUUUGGAUGAAUCCAUUUAUUCUCAAUGUGAGAAUGCCUAGUAAACAUAUAGGAAUGCAUUAACUAAUGUUAAUGAAUAGAAUCCUAUUGCGCAUUGAUAACAAAAUAUAACAAAACGUAUAUUAAAAUGAAGCAAAAUGACCCACAGAUGUGUUAGAGUUUAAAAGUUAUUCAAAAUAACUAACAUGUUUUUUUUCUACUUUUGAGGAAAUGUGGUUCGAGUUUCCACAUGUGUGCUGACACGUGAAAAAUGAACAGAUUUUUUAAUGUGGUAUAUCAAAUGAAACUAGAGACUCUUCUUUUUACAAACAAACAGGUUUCAAUGAAAAAAACGUAGAUUUCUUACAAGAGGCACAUUUGUUGGCGCUGCAUCCAUAAGAGCGCUUCCAUGAAAUCAACGGCAUGCUGUUGUGUCACGUGACUCGGUGCGGCAGAUGUUAACCCUUCAAAUGACAGUCUAGAGUCUUCAGUCAAUUUUAUUCAUUUAAAUUAUGCAUUGCGUAUAGCGGCACAAGGUUAAAGUAAAGGAGAGACAAGUUGAAAUUAGUUUUAGUAGUAAUCAACAUUGUGCCACAAAUGCUGUCAAUUGAGCUUAACUUGUAUUGAACACGGAACAUUCUUUUAAACUGAGCUCCUAAAAUGGUCAUAAAACCCUAAAUGCUUAAAACCAUAUAAAAUGACUAGGGUUUUAUCAAGACUAAGCCUUGUAUUUAUUUAUUGUCGAAGGGACAUGUUAUCAGAGGUCUGUAUGGGUCUGUUUUCUUCAACCAUCUUUUUUGUCUUGUAAAGAUGCAUUCUAUGCCUUAAAAAUUAGACAAAACUGCUGCAAACACUAUUUAAUGGCAAGUAUUAGGUAUAUACUGUUUGUACACUGUUUUUGACCCAAAAAUAAUGCUAUUGUACCAAGGGCCCCAAUUUUAAUAUGCUAACAAGAAAAGUUCCAAGUAAACCUUAUAUUAAAAACUUCAGACAGCUUCUUAACUCUUCUUAAUCUUUUAUUAGCAUGUUCUAAUCUAAACAAGCAUUUUUAAGCUUGCUAAAUACAAACAGAUUGGCAAUAUGACUCUUUGCUGGAAAUUCUCUGAUUCUUACAGCUAAUAUAGUGAGGAAAUAGGUCUUCAGUAUUGUUUGAUGCUCUUUUAUUUCCUGGUAUGUAAUUACUGAGGAAAACAUGUUUUCUUCUGGAGCUAGAAUCAGUUUAACACAACAAUUUCGACCAUAACUAGGCUUUGAGGAAAAUCAUGUUGGCUCAGCUUUAAGGAUCUGGACAACUUAGCUUGUUUGUGUUAGAUAUGAGAGAUGGGGCCCUUACGCUCAGUCCUCUGUCCUUAGAAUUGUAAUCAUGGACAGACCAACUGUGCAUGAGGCUGCAAACUGCACAGGUUUUUCUCCUUAAUUUUCUGAAACAAAUCCACAGAUUUGAAUAUAAACACAAGCAUAAUAACCUGCCCUACACAACUGAACCAGCUAAUCAAUGUACAAAUUUACACAUAGGUUACAGAGUAUAUUUGGAGGUUAAUUUCUAAGCAAGACUGAGCACACCAAGCUUGAUCAGAUUGGUAAAUGUGUUGCCAGUGUUUGCCAGGUUACAGAGUUGCAGCAGUUUCCUUUAACCUUCUAUGUUGUUUCCUAAACUGUUCACCCAAUAAAGGUUAAGAGUAUUAUGUAAUUUAUUAAAAUUUGUGUGUAUAUAUAUAUAUAUAUAUAUAUAUAUAUAUAUAUAUAUAUAUAUAUAUAAAAGUGUAUGUGCCGAUGUCAGUGUGUGCCUUUAGACUGGUAUGUCUUUUGUUUGUGCUUUAACUAUAUUAACUUUAAAAUUGCAGUAAGAGUUGUGUAUACGGUUUAUAUCCAGUGUUUGGUCUGGUGGUCAGGUUUUACGUCAUCUUAAAAGCUGUGAGGAUGUGUGUGUGACAGAAUGGAAAAUAAAUGUUUAAUAAGACUUAACAUUUGUGUUUCCAAAAUUAUCUUAAUCAUUUUGUGAACGAAGCAGGGUCUAU